UAGUACAAAGCUAACAGUUUCUCUCUACCAGCAACGUAUAAAAGGUGAUAAUUUAUGGUGAAACUUCCUCACUUAUUGAUUCCUGUCCCAGAGGUGCGCGGCACGCCAUCGUCCAAUCAGAAUUACUCCGAUUUCUUUAACGCGCGUGCUACAUUUUCAUUCCUCCAAACACGUCGUUACGAAGGUGGUUUAGACUCCCUUUAGGGUUUGGAUAUCGACUUUGUUGGCGGUCGGAGGGAAACGCUAUGCCGAGUCACCCGCUGCGCGUGGCGGUGGUGUGUUCGAGCAACCAGAAUCGCAGUAUGGAGGCGCAUAACAUCCUCAGCAAGAGGGGUUUUGAUGUGCAGUCAUUUGGCACUGGGUCCCAUGUGAAGCUACCUGGUCCAGCACCGGACAAGCCCAAUGUGUAUGACUUCAAAGUCACCUAUGAGCAGAUGUACAACGAUUUGGUCCGCAAGGACAAGGAACUAUACACACAAAAUGGGAUCCUGCACAUGUUAGAACGCAACAAACGCAUCAAGCAGCGACCUGAGCGUUUUCAGGACUGCAAAGAAAAGUUUGAUUUAGUCAUCUCGUGUGAGGAGCGGGUCUACGAUCAGGUGUUGGAAGACUUGAACUCUCGGGAACAGGAAACCUUUCAGCCAGUGCAUGUCAUUAACGUGGACAUCCAGGAUAACCAUGAGGAAGCUACCCUGGGCGCCUUUGUCAUCUGCGAGCUGUGUCAAUGUAUCCAGAAUACUGAUGACAUGGAGAACGAGAUGGAUGAUCUGCUGCAGGAGUUCGAGGAAAAGAGCAAUCGAUCCUUCCUGCACACUGUCUGUUUCUACUGACUAUUGAACUCAAGUAGUGAUGCUGCGUCAUCUGGCUGAAACUUGUACAAGAGGCACACCAUCCACUUGCUAUCACUUCCCUACUAAUGCAGAAACCCAUUUAUAUAGACUGUAUAACACUGAGGCACUAGCACUGAGUACUUCCAUUAACCCUUGUGCUGAAGCAGUAACACAUUGCAGCCAGUGACUGUGCUGUACUGUAGCAUGAGCAUAUAGCUACUGGUAACUACACUGCACUGGGAUAUUAGUAUCUCCUUCUGUUACACAUGCAGUGCCACUGUGUUCGAGCUCACCUGCUUUAAGUCAUGCAGAUUCGUGGAGCAGCUGUUUGAGGGGUGGGGGAGCAGCACCUUGUUGCCUUAAGCUAAUUCUGGACACAUUUGCUAGGCUCUCUCACCCUGGCAAAUAUGCCCAGAUGAUGGUAUGAUGCUCUACUGUGUCCAUUUGCCAGAAUGGAGUGCACUUCCCAGUGUGUGAACCAAGCCAGUGGGGUAAAUCUUAUCUAGUCGGCUCGUCUUUUUCUCACCUCCUGUUGAGUCAAAACAUGCUGUAGCUCUAGGAAAAGUGACAGAGUGAGGUGAGAGGUUCUCUUCUGUGCUGCUGGUUUGUCCAUGUGCUUGAUCAAGGGAAACGACGACAGAGACAUAAAUGAAACAUUAUCUAUUCAUUCUCUUUAAGAAACAACUAUUUUUAUUGCUUUUAUCAGACUGGUGUAUUCAGAUGAGUGCUUGAUUCCUUUUUUGUGUUUGAGUAUAAAUUAAUAAGAAUGCAGAUCAACAAUGAACCAUAAAAACCUCAGGGUUAAAACCUCAUAUAUUACAGUUAUUUAUAAAUUGAUGUUUACAUCUGAGAAUCUUGAACUUUGCUCAAAUGUCGAUUUUGCUCCAUUAGGUUUUAUAAAUCAAGCAAAAUGUUCAACUUUGGAGUGCCUGUGAGACAGUGAAUACUUGAAGUGCAGUUUAAUAUUAAAAAGGGUUAAAGUCUUUGCUUUAUUCUAUAUCAUGCAUUGUUUGCCAUAUUGGAUCACAGUCACAGUGCAUCUAUUGAGAUGUCGACUCAGAAUUUAAAGCAUUUGGAAAGGAUUUAAAAGGUAAUAUUUAAUGUGGAAGUGCAGAGUCAAAGUCGCAUCCUGACCAAUUAGUGAGUUUUCAUGCACAGGGUCUGGGCUGUUUAACUGAGUAGUCUGAGCAUCCGAACUGCCAUGUUUCCAGUAAUGCUUUCUUUUAACUUUUUUACCAAUGACUGAGUUGCUUCUCUUGUUUUUGGUUUGUAUUAUCAUUUAGUUGUCUUACUGUAAGGUUACAUAGACCACAUCCAUCAGGCUUUUAACCAUUUAUCCUGGUCAGAGAAGUGAGGGACCCUGGAGUCUAUCCUCGCACAAGAAUAAGGCUGAGGUACAGCCUGGCUGGGAUGGCAGCGCGCUGCACUACACAAACUCACACGCACCAAAUCAUGCAUUGUGGGCAGUUCAGAAAUGCCAGUCAGUUGAACAGCCAGAGGAAGCUGCUGUAUGCUGAGGAAGGCCAGGUAACACAGGGAGAACAUGCAAAGACCAGAUGCACAGAGGAGAGGUGGGAUUUGAACCCAUAGCCGUUAAAAUAUGAGGCAACAGUCCUGCCCACAAACAUUUGAUUAGUUUUCAGGGCGCAAUGAUGUCAUUGGUGAAAGAUACAUGAAAGGCUGUUCAGUUUUAGGAUGAUGUCUGGAUGCACCUGUCUGAAGACUCACUUAAUAGCUAUAUGUAAAAUUUCCUUUAUAUUGAUGUAAACCUAGAUAAAAUAAAAUCAAUUAUAUAUGUGUUAUAUAAAUACUGUAGCAUAAGUACACUGUUGCAUAAAUGAAGUUAAUGUGAUCUGACUAAUGUUUUUUUUAAUUCUCUUCAAUGCAAGCCAUCUAUUGGUUAAGACGUGUAAAAAUGUGGGCAAACAAUUGAUGUUGGCUCACAUCCUAGAAAGUUUUGCUGAUGCGUCUGUAAGCUGUGGAAUUAUUUUGCCUAAUGAAUACAACAGACUUCUGUUUUGUCCACAAUAUUUUAACAUUUGUAAUAUUUUGAAUUCAUGCCUAACUAUGUUGCAGUUAUCAACAUCCGCCGAAACAUCCACUAAGAAUGUCGGCGUCUCUGUGCAGCUACCUUCUGAUUGGCUCAUCCACCAGCCACGCCAAGAUCACAGUCCUGUCCCUCGAAGAUGCUGCUAACAACAGGAAAGUGCAUUUCAAUAGGAACCGCCACCACUGGGUGAAAACGCAUUAAAAAUUAAA
Molecule: messenger RNA, 3089 nt
Organism: Brienomyrus brachyistius
Lineage: Eukaryota; Metazoa; Chordata; Actinopteri; Osteoglossiformes; Mormyridae
Product: RNA polymerase II subunit A C-terminal domain phosphatase SSU72-like
Exons: 6
Coding region: 246-830 (194 amino acids)
Biological process (GO): termination of RNA polymerase II transcription
Cellular component (GO): nucleus; mRNA cleavage and polyadenylation specificity factor complex
Molecular function (GO): RNA polymerase II CTD heptapeptide repeat phosphatase activity
Source: RefSeq, a predicted model, not a curated record